Messenger RNA from Alnus glutinosa, 1212 nucleotides. RefSeq lists its product as uncharacterized. Lineage: Eukaryota; Viridiplantae; Streptophyta; Magnoliopsida; Fagales; Betulaceae. The record is from RefSeq and is a predicted model, not a curated record. The coding region runs from base 62 to 1060 and encodes 332 amino acids. The transcript has a single exon.
GCAUCAUUCCAGACGCGCAUUUCACUCAUUCUUGGGGGACGGAGAAACGGAAAAGAAAAUCAUGGACAGAGAACAGGAGGAGCUUCAAUUUCUUGGCUUCUUUGGCAUCUUCAAAGAGUCCUUCAAAAUCAUACUUACAUGGAGAAAAAUCUUCAGCCAAAUCACUCUGGCUCUCAUCCUCCCACUCUCCUUCAUCUUCCUUGCUCACAUCCAAAUCUCCCAGCUCCUCUUCUUCCAUAUUCUCGACAACGAAGACAGCUUGGAUCACACCCCAAAGAACACUCCCCGUUAUGCCAAGCUUUCCGAUGUCAUCUCCUCUGAACGGACUGCCUUUUGGGCCUUCAAAGCAGCCUACUUUACCUUCCUUCUCAUCCUCUCCCUCCUCUCCACGUCCGCCGUCGUCUACACCAUCGCAUCCGUAUACACGGCCAAGGAAAUCACCUUCAAGAAGGUCAUGAGCGUUGUCCCAAAGGUUUGGAAAAGGCUUUUCGUCACUUUCCUCUGUAGCUUUGCCCUUGUUUUAGUCUAUAACAUUGUUGCAGCAGUUUUACUCAUCUCGUGGGCAGUUUUUGUUGGAUUUAGCGCCUUUGGGGCUACUAUUUUUGUACUUCUUUUGAUCGUUUACUUGAUUGGGUUCGUGUAUAUAAGCAUCGUUUGGCAUCUGGCAAGCGUGGUGUCCGUUUUAGAACCUGCUUAUGGAUUUAAAGCCAUGAUUAAGAGCAAGGCGUUGAUAAAGGGUAAGAUGGGACCUGCUGUUGGUUUCUUUAUUCUGCUGUCUGCUUGCUUUAUUGGAAUUGCAGUGGUUUUUGAGAAUUUUGUUGUGCUGGGGAUGGUGCCGGGUGCAGGAAUUAAAAUUUUGGUUGCAAUUGUUUGCUUCUUGUUUGUGUUCAAGUUGAUUCUCUUUGGUCUUGUUGUCCAAACUGUUAUCUACUUCGUUUGCAAGUCAUAUCACCAUGAAAACAUCAACAAGUCCUCUUUGGCGGAUCAUCUUGAGGUUUAUCUCGGGGAGUAUGUUCCUCUCAGGGCAAAGAAUGUCCAAUUGGAAGACUUUCAUGUUUAGCUAUUUAGCAGACAUGCUGCUAUACGACUGAGUUGAGUGUUAUAAUAAGAGUCGAGUCGUGUAGCAGUUCACUAAAUGACAUUAAUCUUAUCUUGGUAUUAUCUUAGUGUUACUCUUUGAAACUUCAUGUGGAAUGGGACUAUGUUUCCUUA